AUGGUGAAGAAACUGCUAGCUGAGAAAAUCUCGGAGUCAUACAAUCCCAAAGAUGAGUAUGAUAUUGAGGACUUUGAGUCGGGUAAACUGACAGGAGAUUUAUUUCAACAUAAGGAUGAGGACAUUGACGACUCAGAUGAGCUGGAGUCAGAUGAUGAAUUACAAAGGGAACACUAUAUUGUGUCUUCAAAGUCUAUGUUGAGAAAUAAGGAGGGUAUGAAUUUAGGAAAGAAGUAUACUGGGGAUUUAGUUUCGAGAAGUGAAUUGUACCAGGAAGAAACGAGUGAAGAGGAGGAGGAAGAAGAAGAAGAGGAGGAGGAGGAGGAGGAAGAGGCCAGUCGAAAUGGGGUACAGGAAAAACCUCAAGAAUUUUCAGAUGUGGAGGAUGAUACGACCGAUGCGUCAUCUCAUUCAGAUUCGGAUCUGACACUGUCAGGAAAAGAUUUUGCAAAUGCACCAUCUAGUCAUCUUCAUUCCAGUCGUAGCAAAAAUAUAAUCAAACUGUUGGUGGAGAAAGAGCGUUCCCUGAUUAUCAAUAGACUAUCACAGUCUGCAAUUGAAGACUCCUUGAAAGGCUUUGCAGUGCAACAGCAGAAUAAAACUUAUGAUAAACUAAUUGAUGUCAGAAUCAAGUUCCAAAAAGCAAUCAACUCGGCGAAUAAGCUACCAAUCAACGCACAAGUAUAUAAAGAUAAUCGGUCCGAAUCCACCACCGACUCGCUAGUCAAAGAAACAAAAUCCCAGCUUUACAGCUUGUUGGAUAGUAUAUUUAAGCUUAGAUCUCAAUUAGAGGAUACCAAAAUCAAGGCUUCAAAGAAGAGGACAUUUCAGGAGUAUUCGCUUGUCACUACAAAUGCCGACAAGAGACUAAGCAGCGAGCGUGCAAACGUCUUGAACAAAUGGUCAACCAAAGUUCAAAACUCCUCUGGAAGUAGUGCUAUCAAUGCAAGUAAAUUCAAGGCCAUCAACCAAUCUUUUGAGCAGCAGGUGAAGAACAAUUUAGCGGACAUGGAUAGACUAAUCAAGAGAACGAAAUUGAACAGAAAACAGGUUACACCCAUUGGCUACAUUGAGGAGGAAGAAACCAAAGAGGUAGGAUCAGAGGUGCAAACCGAUGAUUCUAUAGUACCUGCAAAGAAUAAUAUGCCACGUGAAAAGAAUCAAGGCAUGGAGAAUAAGUACAUCUUUGAUGAUGAGGAUUUCUACCGUGUAUUACUAAACGAUUUGGUUGAUAGAAAAGUUCAAAUGUCGGAUCCAACUACAAAUAUUACCAUAAUCAAGUCAGCACAAAGAGCAAAUAAAUUAUCAAACAAUGUUGAUACAAAGGCUUCAAAGGGAAGGAAAUUAAGAUUUCAUGUACAAGAUCAAAUUGCCAAUUUCGAAACAUCCAAAGGACAAUGGAAAUGGAAUGAUGAUCAAAUUGAUGAGUUUUUCGCUUCGUUAUUGGGGCAAAAAGUCAAUAUGAACGAAAAAGAAGAUAUUGACCAAGAAGACGAAAGGGACCUUGAUGAGGAGGUGGCUACUAUUGACUCUGGUAUACGACUCUUUAACUAA
Molecule: messenger RNA, 1554 nt
Organism: Lodderomyces oxycetoniae
Lineage: Eukaryota; Fungi; Ascomycota; Pichiomycetes; Serinales; Debaryomycetaceae
Product: rRNA-processing protein
Exons: 1
Coding region: 1-1554 (517 amino acids)
Biological process (GO): maturation of SSU-rRNA from tricistronic rRNA transcript (SSU-rRNA, 5.8S rRNA, LSU-rRNA)
Cellular component (GO): nucleus; nucleolus
Source: RefSeq, a predicted model, not a curated record